Sycon ciliatum is the source of this 2823-nucleotide messenger RNA. RefSeq lists its product as uncharacterized. The record is from RefSeq and is a predicted model, not a curated record. The coding region runs from base 1 to 2823 and encodes 940 amino acids. Lineage: Eukaryota; Metazoa; Porifera; Calcarea; Leucosolenida; Sycettidae. The transcript has a single exon.
AUGGUUGAUGCCGAGCCUAUCCGAACUGUCCGUCCACACACGACCGUUCAGGAGGUGAUGACAGCGUCACCAUCAAAGCUGCGUGGAAAUGUUGCUGAGCAACUGACAGCCCAUCUUGUCAGUUGCAAGGUGCACGACGGAAAAUUAGAAGUGAACCCGGGCAGGCACGGCCGACCACAGGUCUACAUGAGGACGACAAAAGCCUCGGUGACAUCAGACCGUGCAAGCAGCAGAACUCUCCGCAGGCGCUCAACUGAGUUGGUGGAGGUUGAGCGUUCUGUCUGCGGUGGUGAGACUGGCGCCCGUGCACAACAGGUAGCUGGGCUAAAGCGCCUCACCAGCAAGGAGCAAGUGUCGCUACUGCGGGAUGCAGGCUUGACUCCAGCUACUCCUGCAGAAGGUUCAUUACUGGCCAUCAAAGCAGACCUCCAAUUACCUUGGAACCGACUUCGGAAACUGAAGAUGUGGCUGCAGAGUUAUGGGCUGAAGAUGGAGUCGGAGAGGAGAACCAGGGCCUUCAUCGCUAGCACCAUCCCGCAAUACAACAGCAAACUGGUCCCCAUGGCAUCAAAGGCUGGUGAUGUGGAGAUGGUGCCAAUGGUCUACUUUCCCAGCCUGAUUGACGUUAUCAUGAUCUACCUGAACUGGUACGCAGAGCAUGGCAAGAUGGCAGAGCACUCCAUCCCCAACGGUGAAGUCUGGCUCAAACUUGGAGGCGAUCACGGCGGCGGCACAUUCAAAUUUGUGAUGCAGGUUGCCAAUGUGCAGCAUCCAAACUCGCUGUUUAAUACCAUUCCAAUCUGCAUUUUCGAUGCACAGGACACACCAGCAAACCUGGAGAUAGCACUGGCACCAUAUCGCAAAGAAAUCAACGAACUGCAGACGACAGCUAGAUGGCACGGCAGGUCGUUCAGAGUUUUCUUCUUUGGAGACUAUGACUACCAGACGAAAGCAUACGGCCUCUCUGGAUCGAGUGGUGCCCGACCAUGCCUUCACUGCCUCUGUCAAAAGAAGGUUAUGGACCAUGCACCAUCAGAUCGCUCUGCUGAGGACUCUGUCAGCCGCACCUUGCAGUCACUGGCAGAUGACUUCGGAUCCUUCACGGAAAACGGCUCGAAGAUCAAAGAUGCGAAGAAGUUCAACAAUGUUGUGCGACCAGUGAUUUUGCAUAUUCCGGUGGAGAAUGUUGUCAUUCCGGCACUCCACUUGGAUUUGGGUAUCUUCCCAUGGAUGCUGAAAGCAUUCCAAGCGGAGCUGAAGGCAUUAGAUUUUCAGCUUGCCCGGUGCACUGCCACUGAUGCUCCCAUCACUGCUGCUCCAGUUAUCACAGCCGCUGCUGUCGUUGCCGAUGCUCCCGUUGCCGUUGCUCCCGCUACCGUUGCCGCAGCGGUUCCUCCCGCUGCUCCCGUUGCCGCUGCUGAUGGUGUCGUUACCGCUGCUCCCGUUACCGCUGCUCCCGUUACCGCUGCUCCCGUUACCGCUGCUCCCGUUACCGUUACCGUUGCCGAUGCUGUCGUUGCCGUUGCUCCCGUUGCCGCCGUUGCUCCCAUCACUGCUGCUCCAGUUAUCACAGCCGCUGCUGUCGUUGCCGAUGCUCCCGUUGCCGUUGCUCCCGCUACCGUUGCCGCAGCGGUUGCUCCCGCUGCUCCCGUUGCCGCUGCUGAUGGUGUCGUUACCGCUGCUCCCGUUACCGCUGCUCCCGUUACCGUUGCCGAUGCUGUCGUUGCCGCCGUUGCUCCCGUUGCUCCCAUUGCCGCUGCUCCCGUUGCCGCCGUUGCUCUCGUUGCCGUUGCUGCCGUUGCUCCCGUUACCGUUGCCGAUGCUGUCGUUACCGUUGCCGAUGCUGUUGUUGCCGUUGCUCCCGUUGCCGCUGCUGAUGCUCCUGUUGCCGCCGCUGAUGAUGCUGUUGCUUCCAAUGCCCGGGGCUUUGCUGAACUGAAGUCACUCCACGCCGAAGCCAGGAAGGCAGAGGAAGAGGUUGUGACCAUCACUGAUAAACUCCACUCGUUGCAACAGCAGCUUCAGUACACAGUCCUCUUCACUCCAGCUCAGCUGAACACAUCAGCUGCGGCAGUGGAAAUUGUCACUGAGCAUUUGCAGGCGCAAUGGAAAGACGCAGACGCUCGUCGUGCAGAGUUGGCUGAGAAGCUGAAAUCAGCAAUGGAGAGAAUCAACGUUAUUGAACGAAGCAAGAAUUUCGAAGGCCCCUGCUUAGCCAGUAUUGAGCCAAUCCUCCAGGAGCAGGGGAUAGAGCGGCAAGCCUACCAUGGAGGUGCGUUUGUGGGCAAUCAUGUUCACAAAGCCCUUCAACCUGCAACCGUGCUCGCAAUAGUGUCGGCUCCUGUCUCUGUUGUUGUCGAAAGGUGUCCGUCGUUGCUGCCCGAAGCAAACAGGAUCAAGGACACCUACAAGCAGCUAUUCAACCAAUACGCGUCCUGUACGGAGCAGUUCAGCCACUGCAACAGUAUGGAUGCGCAAAGCACCGACAAGCUGCAUGACUCAAUCACCAGCUUCAUGGCCACAUGCAGAGCAGCUGUAGUGGACAAGGGUCUUGGCCAUGUCACUCCGAAGCUACAUCUGCUUGAGUCCCACGUCGUACCGUCCAUCCGGAGAACUGGGGUCGGCAUUGGCUUGCUUGCCGAGCAAGGAAGCGAAAGCAUCCAUGCCCGCUUCAAUUCACUGGACCGACAUCAUCGUCCUAUCAGAAACUCCCUCAAUCGCCUGAAAUCAGUGGCUCAACAGCACCUCGUCACCACGCUUCCACAGCACGAGGCACUUCGCCCAGUCGCCAAGAAGAGGAAAGCAUCCACCCAGGACAAGUGA